Sceloporus undulatus (fence lizard) is the source of this 4791-nucleotide messenger RNA. It is a transcript of the gene TMEM121, whose product is annotated as transmembrane protein 121. The transcript is spliced from 2 exons. Lineage: Eukaryota; Metazoa; Chordata; Lepidosauria; Squamata; Phrynosomatidae. The coding region runs from base 931 to 1869 and encodes 312 amino acids. The record is from RefSeq and is a predicted model, not a curated record.
UGCGCGCCCUCCCUCCCUCUUUCUCGGUGGGUUCCUGUUUCCCAGACCCUCCGUCUUUCGGCUGCGGAGGCAGGUGGUCCAGUGGCCCGAGAGCAUCCUUCCGAGGAGAGAGAAGAGCCUCCCAGGGAGCCCCCCCCAGCAUUGCUCCGGCGGGGAGGGGGCAGGGCGGCCUCCCCCUCCCCUUGGCCGAGGAAGAAGACCAGAGUAAAUGUCACCAGGAAAGAGGUGGUGGAUCAGUACCCUCACAUGGAAAAGAAGGCCUUGCUCACAAUGGAUACUGCUCCAGAUAGAUUUAAUGCAGAAAAAACAGGGAGCCAUAAGAGAAAAGAUACCCUGGGAAGAUGUCAGCCCUGCUUGCAAUCACUUAUCAUUUGGGGAGCAAAACAUUGUAAUGUGCUAUUCCUCUGUCACCGUGAUAUGGCUGCCUGAUAAUUUCUCUAAUUGCUGAGAAUACGCAUGAGUUGCUGCCAGAAAGCCCAUAAGAAAGUUUACCUGCAGGCCAGUGAAGGAUGUUCCUAUUGCACAAGAAGGAGCUUAAUGGUGGAAACAUAAAGAGAAUCAUAGCUGAAAGCAGAAAGGCUGAGGUUUCUCAAAGGUAUUUUCAUAGAUACUAAGAAAAAUGUUGAAGAUGAUUCCUCUGAGGUGUAGCUGAGGACAUAUCUGAGGGUUUUGCAAAUGGGAGCCUUGCUCCAUAUAUAGCAAAGUCUUCUGUGUUUAUGAUUAUGCCAAGUGUGUUCUGCUGCAGAGCUGCUGGAACCUGAGGAUAUCACAUGAAAUACCUUGCUCAUUUCUCACUGCCUGGCUGGACCUUAGUGUAUGAGUACUACUGACAUCCACUGAAUGAGACUCUGUCUCUGAUGCACAUAGGCCUGCACUUGUAGCAACACAAGGAGGCCACGAGGAGAGUGUGGGUGGUUCCAUCAUCUCACCAUGGUGCUUCCACCUCCAGACAAGCGUCACGUGUGUCUCACCACUAUUGUUAUCAUGACGAGCAUGGCAUUCAUGGAUGCUUAUCUGGUGGAGCAGAACCAAGGUCCCCGUAAGAUUGGCGUUUGCAUCAUUGUCUUGGUGGGAGACAUCUGCUUUCUGAUAGUACUGCGCUAUGUAGCUGUCUGGGUGGGGGCUGAGGUGAAGACUGCCAAGCGUGGCUAUGCUAUGAUCCUGUGGUUCCUCUACAUCUUUGUGCUGGAAAUAAAACUGUAUUUUAUAUUCCAGAACUACAAGGCUGAUAAGAGAAACUUGGAGACAGUGGCUAGGAAAGCACUGACUCUGCUUCUCUCUAUCUGUGUGCCCGGGCUAUACCUGGUGCUUGUGGCCUUGGAUAGCAUGGAAUACAUACGCACCUUCAGGAAGAAAGAGGAUUUGAGAGGGCGUCUCUUCUGGGUGGCCUUAGACCUCCUGGAUAUUUUAGACAUUCAGGCCAACUUGUGGGAGCCACACAAGACUGGGCUGCCAAUCUGGGCAGAAGGGCUCAUGUUCUUCUACUGUUACAUUCUGCUCCUGAUUCUGCCUUGUGUUUCCCUCAGUGAGAUUAGCAUGCAGGGGGAGCACAUUGCUCCCCAGAAAAUGAUGCUGUACCCUGUCCUGAGCCUGGUGACCAUCAAUAUUGUCACCAUAUUCAUUCGGGCUAUUAAUAUGGUUCUUUUCCAAGAUAGCAGGGUCUCCACAAUUUUUAUUGGCAAGAACAUAAUUGCCAUUGCCACCAAGGCCUGCACUUUCCUUGAGUACAAGAAGCAGGUGAAGGAAUUCCCACAAAAUGCUAUUGCACUUGAGCUGCAGCAGAACUCAGUGCCCCACAAUCAGACCGGCCAUACUACUCAAGGCAUAUCUCAUGAGCAAUCCCCCACCAGAGAGAUCUUGGACACAUGAUGAGGCUCCUUAGAUAUCAGCACUUGCUCAUUUCCUUGGGGGAGGGAGAGGGGGAUCUGCUCUCAUCCCAGCAUGGAGAGCUGCCCUUGGCACAACAUUUGGAUCAAAUGAGAGAACAUCUCCUGCAUCUCAGGUAUUUCUAAGGAGCCCUCUAGGAAGAAAACAAAACCAAAUGAACCUUUUAAGGAGAACCUAACCCACAGCAUCUGAUCUUUUCUAUCUGUUUGUUACCUGUGCUUCAACAUGUCAGGAAUGAAGAUUUUUGUUAUCAUGGCCUGUUUUAUAAGGAAGGGGUGGGAGGGGUGGGAUAACCAGGACUGACACAUGGACCAGUGUACCUGUAAACAUUGGUGUCUUAUUUAAAAUGGUGUGUUUACAGUUGUUUUUUUUUUAAAGAAAGCCACCUGCUGAAUCACUGCUGGGAAUUCUAGUUGGGUUUGGACAAUUUUAUAAUCUUUGCCUAAUGGCUCCUUUCAUUGCUCUGUUACAAGUGCACUCAGAAAGUGGUCACACCUUCUCACACAUGGGUGCAAAAGAGUGAGGCAAAUAGUUGGAGAAACAGGAGGUCCAACAAUGCCAAAAUGUGAAGCAGUCUCAAUAAGAACAGUAUUUGACUACAAAUGUACGCUUUCAAGAGACAUUCUGAUACUCAAUCAAAUGAUUCAGCACAAGAUUUCUGUUUUUAGGGGGGGAAACUGUUUCUUUCUCACUCUCAUUCUCUCCCUGAUCACCCUCAGGGAGAGGGGUGCCAUGCAGUUUUAGACUGUUGCCAUAGUUUACCCGGUGGGCAGGCACAGUUCUUGGAUAGGUUGAAGAGUGGAAGUUGCAACCCUCAAAUUGGUCAGAUUCGCUUUUUUUCCAGCAACAGCUGAGUUUCUAAUGGGGCUGGGCUUUUUAAAAGGUAAACUAUACAACCUUUUUCUAAAAGGUGGCAGGGCCCAGGGCCAGUCACUCCAUGUGUGAGCUAUAGGAUGUUUUGGGGUAUAGGGAUGGGCAGCAGGAGUUUGAAAAAAGUCACAAAGAAUAAUACUGAAACCCAAACAGCAUGGUAGGCUGGUGACGGCUUUCUUCUUAGUAUUCUUCUCCCUUUCCCAUGCUAAACUCUUGCUCCUCAUACUCUCAUACCCCAAAAAUCUUUUCAGCCACAGUAUCUCUUGCUACACCCAAGCCUUACAAAAUCUUUUGCACCUGGCAGCACUGCUCCCAUCAUAUGGAUGUGCCUCCUUUUCUUCUUAGGCUGAGAGACAAUCUGAUGCUGCUUAGGCUGUGAGCUGCAUGAGAUAAGGGAUCCAGUGUGGAAACUUGCUGUUAUAUCACAGAAGUCAGGUUACAAACUGUGUUUAGAUCUGCAGCCAGUUAGAUUUUACUCAGUUUUGGCAUUAGGAAAUGAGAAUCAAACACUUAUAAUAAGUGCUAAAAUGUCUGUCUGAGGAGGCAGGGCUUAGUGUUUCAUGGGCCAAUGAAGAAAACAAAGGGAGCAGGCACACACAUUUCCCCCCAUGUUGCCAGGCAUUUUCAUAUUCUUCUUUCUCAGCAGGUGAUGUCCAGUUAUUAUAUGUUUUGCUUCUUUAAAGGCGAAGAAAAGAAUGUUUCUUGAGGUUCAUUGGCAGAGUAAAGGCUCAGUUUUACUGCUAGAUGAAAUAUCUACUUUUGACAAAAUAAUGGGAUAAGUGGGGGAAUAGGAAAGUACUCAAAAGGAAGGUAAGCAGAAGGGGUGAAGAGAUGCCACAUCCUGGGAAAUGCAGGUGAUGCACAUGGACAGUGUAGAGCAGUCUUACUCUGUCAGGGGACAGGAAAUUGGGCAUUUCUCCAUCCAUUUCUGCCACUCAUGGCUCUUCCUUCAGUGCUUACAGCUCCUACAAAUUUGCUACUCUAAGACCCUAAAAGUACAGGAGUUUGGAGUCAUCAGGCCCCUGCCUUCUCUGAAGGCAAAUCAUAUGAAGAUGCUGGACCCUUUUCUGGUCCAGAAGGGGACAUUCUAAGAUUGUCACUUGCUUGGAAAGUGAUGUAACCCACUUGAGGGGGCAGUUUGGUCAUUGCACAGGGCUUUGCAUUUUUAUUUUGUUUGAAGACAGUCUGUUUUUAUGUAAUAAAGGGUUUUGGACACCCAUGAAGCAGUUUGUCUUGCUCUCUGUGUAUAUAUUCUUGUUUCUGUUUUCCACUCUUGUUUGCCCUUUUUCAGAAGUCUCCAUGACAUCUAUGAAUAACAGUAGAGGGAGCCAUUGGUCCAAGCCCUUGAGGAGGCCUGUAGUGAAGUCUUGUUGUUCGCCUGUUCUGUUCUGGCUAAGGACAAGUAAGAUCCAUAUAGCAAAGCUGUCCUGCAGAGGCUUUGCCUAAAAGCCAUUCUUGUAGCCCCACUCAUCUCUUAAGGACAGAGCCAUGAGAUAUACAACUGGCCUAGCAUAUAACCAUUGCAAAAAUUAUUAUUAGAAUAUGUUCAGAAUGUAUCAUCACUGUUUCCUUCUCCUGAAUGUUGGAAGAUUAGGCCAAGGAUUUCUCUCUCUCCAUAAUUGUGCACAGAAUCCUAUCAAGUUUGUUCAGAGCCCUUUAAUUUUACUUGAGAUUUCUACACCUAAAUAGGUUGUGGGUAGGUCCUACAAUUUUGACUCAAAUCUGGAAACUGAGAAGUUUCAUUGUUAACUCUAAGCAGAUUUGAAUUUUUCAUGCACUUAUGUAAUAAGUCAAGAAAAAGGUAGGAAUCACUAUCUUGUAUUCCAGCAGUUCAGAAAACUGCUGUUGUUUCAAAGUUGAGUUCUGUAGAGGGUGCCAUUUUAGAGUUUGUGGAAAAGUGCAGUAUAAAACAGAUAAGAAUACAAAGUUAUAUGGAUACAAGCUGGGAAUUUCCUUGCAAAACAUUUAAGUUUUCUCAUGGGCUUGUGAAAGUUUUCUUUCAAGUAAUUUAUAGCAUACUGGAAACAAUGA